CGUCCUCCCGGCCCCGGGGGCCGCCGCCGCCGCCCCGUCAUGUCCGAGGUGGGCCAGGAGCUCGUGCACCUGGUGUGGGGCAAGAAAGCCGGGCCCCGCGGGCUGGCCGACACCAUAUUCUGCCGUUGGGCGCAAGGAUUUGUCUUUAGUGAAUCUGAAUCAACUGCUUUAGAGCAAUUUGAAGGUGGCCCUUGUGCAGUGAUUGCACCUGUGCAGGCGUUCCUCUUGAAGAGGCUUUUUGCCAGUGAAAAGUCUACUUGGAGAGACUGUCCAGAAGUAGAGCAGAAAAACCUUCUCUGUCACACAUUAUGUGAUAUUUUGGAAAUGGCUUGCUCUGAUAACUCUGAGUCGUACUCUCUGGCAACAUGGAUAAGAGGAAAAACAACUGAAGAAACUGCUAGUAUUUCUGAAGGUCCUGCAGAAUCCAGUCAUCAAGAGGAACAACCUUCUGCCUUGGCUGUGGAAGAGCUUGGCUUUGAGCGAUUUCAUGCAUUAAUUCACAAACGUGCAUUCAAAAGCUUCCCUGAGCUGAAGGAUGCAAUUUGGGAUCAAUAUUCAAUGUGGACAAACAGAUUUGGAGUAUUACUCUUUCUGUACUCUGUGAUACUGACAAAGGGUACUGAAAACAUAAAAAAUGAAAUCGAGGAUGCAACUGAGCCAUUGAUAGAUCCUGUUUAUGGUCAUGGAAGCCAAAGUUUGAUUAACCUCCUGUUGACGGGGCAUGCUGUUUCUAACGUGUGGGAUGGAGACAGAGAAUGUUCAGGAAUGAAACUUCUUGGCAUACAUAAACAAGCAACAGUAGGCUUUCUGACUCUGAUGGAAUCUCUGAGAUACUGUAAGGUUGGCUCCUAUUUGAAGUCUCCAAAGUUUCCCAUCUGGAUACUCGGCAGUGAAACACACCUCACAGUCUUUUUUGCCAAGGAUAUGGCUCUUGUUGCUCCUGAAGCACCUUCAGAACAAGCUAGGAGAGUUUUCCAGACAUAUGACCCUGAGGAUAAUGGCUUUAUACCUGACACUCUCCUAGAAGAUGUAAUGAAAGCUCUGGACCUUGUUUCAGAUCCUGAAUAUGUAAACCUCAUGAAGACCAAAUUAGACCCAGAAGGGCUGGGCAUCAUAUUACUGGGUCCCUUUCUGCAAGAAUUCUUCCCUGAGCAGGGCGUGAUGAGGGCAUGGAUGUGGCGUUAAACCUGCCUGGGGCUCUCUGGAUCAGGUAGGAAGAAUUCUUCCCCUUACUGAUACCUAGUUCAGAAUUCUUUCCUGUCUUAAAAUAUUGUGAGGAAAUAGCAGAUGCCAGUGAUGGUUAGAAUUGCCGAUAUUCACCCUUACACAGUAUGGGAACAAUUACCUAGUGGUCAGGUCGACCAGAUUUAAUUCCUUUUUGCUGAAAAUGUUCAAAUUUCCCUCUUUUUCCUAGAAAGUACUUAAAUCUGCCUUGAGCCAGAAGGGGUUUCAGCCUUCCUUCUCAAAGCUGUUGACUGAGAUGAAAAAUUUUCAAAGGUCAUUUAGAUUGAGAGAGCGAGCAUGACUCCUUAGUGCUUAGGUAAUGCUUGGAGAGGGGGGAAUUCCUAAAUUUCUCUGUAUGUCCUUUUUUGGGGCAUACACAAAAUUCUUAACAUCUGUGGGACAGGAACUGGAAACCAGCACUUCUGUUCCUUCAAGGUGAGCAUAUCCUCAUGAUGGAAAAGAAUACAUGCCCUCUUUCCUUCACUGCAAAGCCUAGUUUUAUACGUGUCUGUGAAGCAAAUUCUGUAAGAAGACUUACUGCUUAGCUUUCUCUUCUCCACCUUCCCUCCACUAAGUAGCAUAACUUGCUGUGUGAAACCUGUAGCUAGAUAAGGUUUUUGAGUCCCUCUAGAGGAGAAAAAUGAAUAGGGGUAUUCUGUUAACUGAUGAAUGUGCUGUAACCAGAGCAGCUGUCUCCUCAUUCCAGCAUUUACUGCUGUGUACUUGAAAGAGGGAUAAGCUUUUAUUCAGAGCCUGAACCAGUAGGUAUGAAAGAGAUGAUAUUACACCUAAUUUGUUUUUCUGAAUUCAGUUCAUUGUGAGGCUUUUUAGUCCUUUUAAGACUGAAGCACAUAUACACCUGGAGUGGCAAAGGUUGACAACUGCAGUACAUCUACUGUUGGCCAUUUUCUGAAUAGGGUCCUCAGGAUUAGUUUACAAUUAGGCAGGCAUGGGUGUAAAUUACUCUUUGGCUUCAAGUGGAGGGUUGGAGACUGGAUUUAAUCUUCAGUAAAUAUUUAAGUUAGCAGCAUCCAAACAGUCGUAAGUGCAUACAACUGAGGAUACUACUGAAGGUGUCUAGCUUGAAAAGAUAAGACAGUAGUAUAACUGAAUACUGAAAUGAUUUAAAGUAUCCAGAUGAACACAGAAAAUCAUUACUGGCUCUUGAAAAUUGCGGGGGAGUUGUUAUCUUUUAAUUUACUGACAUUUUUGAAUUGUUUGUGAUGAGAAAGACAAGAUGAACAAAAUCUUCCGAAUGAUACAUCUGAAAGAAAUAGUAUUACAUAUACAUUACAUGACAUUAACAGUUUUCUUUC
Messenger RNA from Centrocercus urophasianus (Greater sage-grouse), 2540 nucleotides. It is a transcript of the gene MINDY3, whose product is annotated as MINDY lysine 48 deubiquitinase 3. Gene Ontology annotation, molecular function: K48-linked deubiquitinase activity; cysteine-type deubiquitinase activity. The coding region runs from base 40 to 1185 and encodes 381 amino acids. NCBI's taxonomy places the organism in Eukaryota, Metazoa, Chordata, Aves, Galliformes, Phasianidae. The transcript has 14 exons. Gene Ontology annotation, biological process: protein K48-linked deubiquitination. The record is from RefSeq and is a predicted model, not a curated record.